AUGCCGCCAGCAAAUCACCCCAUUUAUCAUAAGGAUGAGAAAGUCUUCUGCUUUCACCAUGAGAUUCUGUACGAGGCGAAGAUCCUUGAGGUCAGAUUGACCGAUCCAGACGACAGAAAGAGCCCCUACGAGUAUCGGGUUCAUUACAAAGGCUGGAAAAAUACGUGGGAUGACUGGGUUCUACAAGAUCGCCUACGCAAAGCGACUGAAGAGAACAGAGAACUUGCCGCUACGCUCCGUCGUGAUGUGGAAGCUUCUCUUCGUCAACGAUCUAACAAGUCAUCGGCGAAAAAACGUCGUAGUUCUGACAUGAGCUCCAAUCGAAACAGCGAAGAGAGGCAUUCAUCCGCUCCUGCCAAAGGCACGAAGCGAUCAAGAGAUGCUGAAAUUGAAAAGGAGGAGCAUUUCAACGCACGCCCAUCCGUAAGGAUAGUGAUGCCUGAUAACCUCAAAGCACUCCUCGUAGAUGACUGGGAAAACAUCACAAAGAACAUGCAAUUGGUACCACUUCCCGCAAAAGUCUCUGUCAACAAAAUCCUCGAUACAUACUUUGAGGAGGAGAAAACCAAAAGAACUUCCCAGGCUCAAGUGGACGUGCUGGAAGAAGUUUUGUCUGGCAUUAGAGAGUAUUUUGAUAAAUGCCUUGGCCGGCUGCUAUUAUACAGUUUUGAAAGAGAGCAAUAUCACAUCCUACAACGGAAAUGGGAAUCCGGGGCCGAAGGGUUCGUCGACAAGGGACCAUGCGAUAUAUAUGGCGCUGAACACCUAGCUAGAUUAUUUGCCUCGUUGCCAGAACUUCUCGCGCAGACGAAUCUUGGCCAAGAAUCUACCAACCGUCUGCGUGAGGAACUGUCUAAGCUUGCAAUCUGGCUGAGUAGGAACUCUGAAAAACUUUUUGCAAGCAAAUAUAAGAUCCCCGGCAACGAAUAUGUCGACAAGGCAAAGGGAGUUUCAAACCCGGAUGCCCCCGGAACCGCAACAUCCCGCCUAUUUUAG
Molecule: messenger RNA, 996 nt
Organism: Histoplasma capsulatum G186AR
Lineage: Eukaryota; Fungi; Ascomycota; Eurotiomycetes; Onygenales; Ajellomycetaceae
Product: histone acetylase complex subunit
Exons: 4
Coding region: 1-996 (331 amino acids)
Biological process (GO): regulation of DNA-templated transcription; chromatin organization
Cellular component (GO): NuA4 histone acetyltransferase complex; nucleus; Rpd3S complex
Source: RefSeq, a predicted model, not a curated record